This is a messenger RNA of Chroicocephalus ridibundus (black-headed gull), 1449 nucleotides long. RefSeq names its product ST6 N-acetylgalactosaminide alpha-2,6-sialyltransferase 4 (gene ST6GALNAC4). The record is from RefSeq and is a predicted model, not a curated record. Gene Ontology annotation, molecular function: alpha-N-acetylgalactosaminide alpha-2,6-sialyltransferase activity. The transcript has 6 exons. NCBI's taxonomy places the organism in Eukaryota, Metazoa, Chordata, Aves, Charadriiformes, Laridae. Gene Ontology annotation, biological process: oligosaccharide metabolic process; ganglioside biosynthetic process. Bases 268 to 1161 code for a protein of 297 amino acids.
CGUUUCUCACGGGUGCUCUGCAGCUUGGUCCUUGCAUGAGGGACUGCAGGUGAUGGGUGGCCACCUGAGGCCACCAGAAGGGGACCGGAGGCCACCAGCCCUGCUCUUGAGCCAUUUUGGGUUAUUUUGGUCCGUGGGCUGCUCCCACCACGACUGAGUGCGCCGAUGUCCGGCCUGGCCGGGAGCUGAUGGUGCUGGGAGGGUGCGAGCCCCCCCACUCCAUGUGACUCCCGGACGCCACCGGGUGACCCGCCAAGCCCCCCGAGGAUGAAGACGCUGGUCCGGCUCUUCCUAACGCUGGUGUGCAUGGCAGUGGUCGCCGUGCUCUACAUCCUGCUCAGCCCCCAAGCCGGCCUGCGGUCCUGCUGCCAGCCCCCGGGGGCGCAGGGCAGCCCCUCGGCACCCACCCUCCUCAGCUUCCAGGGCUACAGCCGCGUCCCCGACGGAAAGCCGCUGGAGCGAGCGCUAUGCCGCCACUGCGCCGUCGUCUCCAGCUCAGGGCAGAUGCUGGGCUCCCGCCUGGGACAGACCAUCGAUGGGCAGGAGUGUGUCCUACGCAUGAACCAUGCCCCCACCACCAGCUACGAGGAGGACGUGGGGACACGGAGCACCAUCCGGGUGGUGUCACACACCAGCGUCCCGCUGCUGCUGAAGAACCAGCCCUACUUCUUCCAGCAGUCCCAGGAGACCCUCUACGUCAUCUGGGGGCCGUCGAAGAAGAUGAACCGGGAGAAGUCGGGCACGACCUACCGGGCGCUGCUGAAGGUGAUGGAAAUGUACCCCCACCUGCAGAUCUACACCCUGACCGAGGAGAAGAUGGCGUAUUGCGAUGACGUCUUCCAGAACGAGACGGGGAAGAACAGGAUGAAGUCUGGCUCCUUCCUGAGCACGGGCUGGUUCACCAUGAUCCUGGCCAUGGAGCUGUGCGAGCAGAUCUACGUCUUCGGCAUGGUCAGCGACAACUACUGCAGGGAGAAGAACCACUCGAGCGUGCCCUACCACUACUUCGAGAAGGGCCGGCUGGACGAAUGUAGGAUGUACCUGGUGCACGAGCGAGCCCAUCGCGCCGGCCACCGCUUCAUCACCGAGAAAGCCAUCUUCUCCCGCUGGGCCAAGAGGAGGAACAUCAUCUUCACCCACCCAUCCUGGGCAGGCGGGUAGGCCGCCAGCCGUGGGGCGAGGUGAGGAGGACCAUGGCAGUGGGGCUCUCAUCCUGCAACAGCGCACCCCCACUCUGCCGGUGCCACGGUUGAAAGCCUUUUACCGAACCCCGGAGCAGGGAGUCUCCGUUUACGCAGUGGCAGGGACGGUUCCCCCAGACCUGGGGCUGGGACCCCCCAUGCCAGUGCACGGGGGGCGUGAGCUGGACCCACAGAGCCCCAUCGUCUCCGAGCUGCUGCCCGGAUGGACCCAGGGCGACCAGGAAGUUUUUCUGCCUGCUCUACUGAG